This is a messenger RNA of Octopus bimaculoides (California two-spot octopus), 2287 nucleotides long. RefSeq lists its product as uncharacterized. The record is from RefSeq and is a predicted model, not a curated record. NCBI's taxonomy places the organism in Eukaryota, Metazoa, Mollusca, Cephalopoda, Octopoda, Octopodidae.
UAAACAAAAUUAUUAUAUCAACAUUAACAAGGUGGGAGAACGAAAUUUAAAACUGAAAGUGAAUUAUUAUCGUUGUAACUGCCAUUGACCGGUGUCAGGGAAGCACAGUUCCGUCAUUAAUUCCUUCGGCUUCAGUUGAGUGGAGGAAGCAAACACUGGAACAAGAUGGGGUUUAACAAAGCUCUGCUUGUUAAACGGUUCUCAAUAGACAAUUGGAUUGAUUAUGGUCGAGCUAAAUAUUAUUUGGAGAAAAACAAUUGGAAAAUUGAUGCUGCUACUAAGCAGUUCAAUAGUGAACUUGUUCAAGAUGAAAAUGCAAAAGACUUGACUUUGUCCAGACAUUUGAGAAUAGUCAAGCAUACAUCUGCAGAGUCUGAGAAACACAUUCUUAUGCCUGGUGAGUGUGUGUCUGUUGAAGGUGAUAAUGAAAUAAUCCUUUUAAAAGAAGGAGAUGAAGGGGAUGACAAGGAAACAAAAAUGGACCAGUUAAUUAGAAAGGUUCCAAGACUGGAUGUGGGCAAAGCUAAGUUCUUUUUGGAUAAAUGCAAUUGGAAUUUACAGGUUGCUCAAAACAUUGCUGAAUCAGAUAAUGUUGAGAUUUCUAAUGCAGCUGGGAAGAUGAAAAAAUAUCCAUCUCAGUAUAUUGAUAUUGUUGAUGACCAAAUUGUAUGCAGAUACUAUGAGGAUACUGGACCUGAACCAGAAUCACAACUUGAUCUGUUUUAUGUGUUACGAGAAAGAUAUCCUUAUACAAAUGGUGAAACAGUAUAUGUUCUGAAGAAAGCAGAAUGGAAUUUCAUCGUUGCUCUUUAUUUAAGUGAUCUCUAUGUUGCCUACAGAAAAUAUGGAGUGUAUCAUUUUGAGUUCAGGGAAAAGAUGGAUGAGUUUAUGGACAAUGUUUAUAAGCUAUAUCAAGAAAGUGAACAACUUAGAGAUUCAGUGCAAAGAAUGGAAGAGGAUUCUACAUUUGACCGAGAUAGGAUUGCUCAGAUGGAAUUCUGUAAGACCUACAAACUUUUCAAAGAUAAAGAAAAAACAUUCAAAAAUGAGGACAUUAAAAAGUCCUUCGAUUUCAUAAAAGUUGCUGCAGCUAAACCUAAUGAAGAUGUUCAAUUGGCGCCAGAUUAUACAAUAAAGCAAGGAGAACCAAUAAAUGAUUAUACGAAGUUACUGGCAUUCACCUAUUGGACAAGUACUGAUGAGAUGACGGCUAAGAAAAUUCUUGAUAAAGUCAAAUGGAAUAUGAUAGAUGCAUUUAAAUUGGAUGAAUGUUUAAAAAACACUUGGAAACCUGGUCAUAAAACAAGAUUGCUAGAAUUAGCAAGAGAGUACUUUGGAGAUAUCAAGCAAUAUAGAGAUCUUCAACACAAGCUAGAGGAUGCUCCAAAGAGUAUUGAAAGAGCUGAAGCCGAGAGAUUAGCAUUAGAUCAUUUUGAAGGUCUACCGGAGUAUGAAAAUUUUCUUAAUGAACUGUUCGGUCGUUCAUACAUUCCAAAAGAUAGAGUUCUGAAAACAGCAGAACAAUGUUUUAAUAUAAACUCUCUGGAACAGUUUAAAAAAGAAAUGAGUUGGUUUCCAAACUGGAUUGAUUUUGAAAAAGCUUUGGAAAUAGCAGAAAAAUGCUUUUCAAAGGAUUAUGAAGAUUUUUAUAUGGAACUUACCUAUCCUCCAUAUCUCGAUACAGAAAAAACUAAGAAACUAGCAGAAGAAUAUUUUGGAAUGCACAAGGAUUAUAAAGCUUUUGAAAAGAUAAUCAAUGAGCAACCAGACAAUCUAUCAGCUGAAGACGCCAAGAAAGUGGCAGAGGAAUUCUUCAAAGGCCGUGAGGAUUUUCAAGGUCUUUUGAAGGAACUGCUCGAUCUUCCAUCUUUUGACAAAGUAAAAGCCAUAAAACUAGGAAGGAAACAUUUUCGAAAUUACACGGAAUAUGAACGUUUUAAGAGGAAAAUCAAGAAACAUCCAUUCAGUAUUAAAAGCAUAGAUGCCAGGAACCUUGUGGAAGAAUCCUUCAAAGGCCGUGAGGGUUAUGAAAUGUUUUACAUUCAGGUGUUCAGUCCUCGAGAUGUACAGAAAGAAAGAGCUAUAGAGGUGGUAAGAAAAUAUUAUGAAUAUACAAAAGAAUAUAAAAUGUUCGAAACGGAAGUGGAUGCUUAUCGGAAAUAUUUUGGACAGGCAGAGGCAAAGGGAACCGCUCACGGCAUCCAACAAUAUCAGAGAUCUGGGUGUAAUUGUUGGCAAGAAUCUCGAUUGGAGUGCCCACAUCAACAAUAAGGUCAAUAUAGCUCGU